This is a messenger RNA of Ictalurus punctatus (channel catfish), 936 nucleotides long. It is a transcript of the gene immp2l, whose product is annotated as inner mitochondrial membrane peptidase subunit 2. Gene Ontology annotation, cellular component: mitochondrial inner membrane peptidase complex; membrane. The record is from RefSeq and is a predicted model, not a curated record. NCBI's taxonomy places the organism in Eukaryota, Metazoa, Chordata, Actinopteri, Siluriformes, Ictaluridae. The transcript is spliced from 4 exons. Bases 77 to 346 code for a protein of 89 amino acids. Gene Ontology annotation, biological process: mitochondrial respiratory chain complex assembly. Gene Ontology annotation, molecular function: serine-type endopeptidase activity.
UUUAGGACCGCGCGGACAAGUACAUCGAGUGGCCGUGACGUGGCACCGGAGCGGCAAGCGGAUCACAGUGUAGGACAUGGCUCAGACAGCAGGACUUGGACGGAAAUACUUGAAAGCAUUCGUGAGCGGAUUCUUUGUAGCUGUACCUGUCACAGUGACGGUGUUGGAUCGGCUCGCUUACGUGGCGCGGGUGGAAGGCGCGUCUAUGCAGCCCUCGCUGAACCCUCAGGGAGCCUUGUCGUCUGACGUCGUACUUUUGAACCGCUGGAGCGUGAGGAACUAUGAGGUGCAGCGAGGGGAUAUCGUAUCAGUCGUGUGCUGUUUCUCCUCGGCUUUAUGUGAUUAGGAUGUGGACCUGAGUCACGCUUCAGCUGGCAGCUUCUGAUGAGCUUAUGCAGGGUGUUUGCAUUUUCAUAAGAAGUCUUAAUUUGUCUAGAAAGAGAUUACUGAAAUUACAAAUUAAAGGGCUUAAUAAAUGUAUAGUGUUCAGGGAAAACCCAUCUAAUGUCACUGGAAAAAGGAAAAAUCUCGUUUUGGCACUUUAUGCACUUAGUAUUUUAUUUUACACUUUAAAGUAUACUAUUUUAUUUAACACUUUAUACCUGUAUUUGUGUUUGAAUUACAAAUUCUUGUUGGAAACAGCUGGUUCGGUAAUUUAUUACACCAAAUUAUUACACCAAAUCUUUGUAAUUGUAAAAUGUAUGAAAAAUAACUUCAAAUGUUCCUUGCUUUUCAGCACUUGUUGUAAACACUACACAAAAAUGUAAUUGAACUCAAUUUUUCACAGCUUAAAGGAAAUGCAACAUUACUGUUUUGUUGGUUGUUUUGUUAUUGUAUAAUAAUGUGAUACAUAUUAUGUAUCACUGCCCUGCGAUGGACUGGCACCCUGUCCAGGGUGUACCCCGCCUUGUGCCCGAUGCUCCUUGGGACAGGUUC